AUGGCCACCAAAACAGAGACAGAGGAGACAAAAAUUGAGUACGACCGACAAAGAAGUAACAGUGACCCCCGACCGAAUCUGGAUUCAUUCAAGCCUGUUGUGACGGAGAAGGAUAAGAAGAAAAAUGGAGAGAUGAAGUCUGGUUCCUUGGGGACCAGCACCCCGCCUCCAGAGAGGAAAAGUAAAUUUGCUUCCAUUGGAAAAUUGUUCAAACCUUGGAAAUGGAAACGAAAGAAAAAGAGUGAAAAAAUCGAGAAAACUGCUGUUGAGUUAGAACGUAAAAUUUCCCUUCGCUCAACACGGGAGGAGUUGAUAAAGAAAGGAGUUUUGAAGCCAGACGAUGGCUCUGUCAAGUCUCAACAAAACCAUGAUGUGGUGAAGGAUAAGAUUGAGGAAACUCCAGAACCACAAAUGACGCCAACUGUGGAGACUGUGGAGCUUACAGAAGCAGUGAAGGAGAGAGGGGAGGCAGAGGAUCAGAAGGAGGAAUCAAGUACAGACUCUCCCAUCCCAGACAGGAAGGAGGAAGAGGAGGUGGCAGCUCCUGAAGCUCCAGAAUCUACCACUAUUACAACACAGGCCCAGAUCACCCCCACCAGUACACAAAUCAGUAACCCAGUUCUCACAACAGCCAAUGCCAGGCCGAUGAUUAUACCUGCUGCUGCUUCUCAAGUACCUCAGGACCCGCCAAUCCCAGCCCCCAGACCUUCCAUUACCAUGGAGGUGCAACAACCCAGUACAGUCCAAUUUGUUGCUAAAGAACAGAUUAUCUCGGACAAUCAUCUCCCUGAUGAUGAUGAUGAAGAGGAGGAGGAAGAUUUGAGUGACCUAGAUGUGACAGAACCAGAGAAGAGUGAACCGGAAUCGAACUUGAACCCUGGCUUUGAACAGGUCCCUGCUUCUGAACCGGAUCUGAAUAAACAACCUAAAAAAAGUGCUUUGAAGUCCAGAUUUGAACUGAAUGGUGAUGUUCCUGUGACGCCAGAGCCUUCAUCACAAAUAGACAGCAGUAGUACACUUAGUGUUAAGAACAUCGAUCAGCAGCCGAAGCCUUCUCCACUAGCCACACCCCUCACUGGCAAUAUAGGCCGGCCUCGGCUUAGAGCAGGAUUUGUGCAUGUUCCCACACCAACAGGAGGGGAUAGUGAUAAGGAAAACACCCCAAUCCCUGUGUCGAUGCCAGUAGUUCCCUCACCAGUGUCUUUCCAAAACACACCCAACUCAUCCACACAGCAACACUCCUAUGAUGACUCUUCAUCUGACGAUGAAGAAAUCAAGUACCGUGAUGAUGACGAGGAUGAGAUGGAGACAAGUUCUUUAGCAGCAAAAGUUGCCAGACAGGAUAGUUUAGCUAGGUUUUUAAGUAAUCGACCAUCACAUCAUGACCUGGUGGAGAAAAACAUCAUCCCCUCGGAGACAGAGGACCAGAAGCAGGUUCAGAGAUUCAACAUAGGCCAUAAGUUAACCAGGCGACUGAGCUUACGGCCUACCCAGGAUGAGCUACUUCAAAGAAAUAUUUUACACAACCAGUCCUCAGAUGAUGCUAUCCGGGAAAAGGAAGAGAAAAAGAAAUAUCUGAUCAGAAAACUCAGCUUCAGACCUACUAUAGACGAGCUGAAGGAGAAGAAAAUUAUCAAAUUUAGUGACUAUGUGGAGUGGACAGACGCCAAUGAGUAUGACCGUCGCGGCGACAAGCCUUGGACACGCCUCACUCCUAAAGAUAAGGCUGCAAUAAGAAAAGAGUUGAAUGAAUUCAAAAGUAAAGAAAUGGCUGUCCAUGAAGACAGUCGACAUUUAACCAGGUUUCACAGGCCUUGAGAACAAAUCUACAUUAUUUGCUUAACAAACACCUAUGUGAUAUAGGCCUGCAGAGAGUCAACAGCAGAUCGGGACAGAAAUCACAGCCAUCUGAUUGGCUGUGUUGAUCAAAUGCUGUGUUCUGAUUGGCUGAGCUUCCCAGUGAAACUGGAAUGUUGCAGAUUAUCAGGGACUUGAAACAUACCAUUACACAAAUAAGACUUUAUUUUUAUUGAUGCUGACAUUUGAUAUGUUCUGGUGCCUCCAGUGGAGAACUGGAAAACUCCACAAGAUGCAAGCAAGCUUAUUGCAGAGAUAUGAAUGAAUGAAUGUGAGAUGAUGUGUGUAAUGAUGGCGCUUGAAUACCACAUCUAAGUAAAACAGUUAUAUUAUUUUUGUGGUGAUCAUUAUUGGUAUUUUGUUGAUUUUGUUUUGGGAAUCCAAGAUAUGCACACUAAUGAUGUUUGAUUGUUCCUUGUAAGGUAGUGUUCUGGAGAUUUACCAUUAAAGGUUGACACAUAUAAUAUAGAGGUGUACACUGAUUGUAAUAUAGAGGUGUACGUUAUCUCUGUAAUAUAGAGGUGUACAUUAUCUCUGUAAUAUAGAGGUGUACAUUAUCUCUGUAAUAUACAGGUGUACAUUAUCUCUGUAAUAUAGAGGUGUACAUUAUCUCUGUAAUAUAGAGGUGUACAUUAUCUCUGUAAUAUAGAGGUGUACAUUA
Molecule: messenger RNA, 2518 nt
Organism: Ylistrum balloti
Lineage: Eukaryota; Metazoa; Mollusca; Bivalvia; Pectinida; Pectinidae
Product: phosphatase and actin regulator 1-like
Exons: 13
Coding region: 1-1818 (605 amino acids)
Biological process (GO): actin cytoskeleton organization
Molecular function (GO): actin binding
Source: RefSeq, a predicted model, not a curated record